UUACAUUAUACAUAAUAUUGAACCCGCAGAAUAUAGAGACAAACGUGCUGAACAUCUGACACAGCUUAUGUUUUAUAGUGAACAAUUUAUAUGGUCUGAUGUGCUUGCAUUUCACAAAGAUGUACUACGAGAAAUAGAAACUGGUCGUGCUUCAUGGAAUGACAAUUUUGAAUUUUGCAAAGCACGUCGCUUGCAUCAGUCUCACCCUAGGUUUUAUUGUUCAGCUUACAACAAAGGUUCAUGCAACAAAAAAGAAUUACACAAAAAUACUCUGGGUUUAUUGGAGGAACAUUUCUGUAGUUCAUGCUGGAUUAAACGAAAAACUAUAAUGAAUCAUGCUGCUAAAGACUGUCAAAGUCAAAAACAGUUCCAGGGUAAUGCAGGUCGAGGUCGAGGUUCAGACUAUGUCCAAAAUUGGCAACAUGACUUUCCUGCACACAGAUGACUAGGAAAAAAACCAGAUCAGACGAAUGGCUAUCACUUCGUCGGAAAGCAAGAACAGUUUUAAAAGCAGCCUUCAGACCGGGAACUUUUAAAAAUUUGAGGACUCAGCUAAAUACAUACCUUUUGUUUUGUGAAAAUUUUUGUAGAUCAGCAUUUCCUGUUGAUCAAGAGACACUCUGCGGAUAUGUGUGUUUUUUGUCAGAUAACUUUAAGAAUAGUGGAUCCGUUAGAAAUUACUUUUCAGGUGUUAAAACGUGGGCCAUUCUGUUAAAUUUUGAUACUGAGGAGUUUAAUUCACCGUCGCUCAGGCUAACCUUGUCAGGUAUUGACAAGCUUAAUACUAAUAUUCCAAAUAUAAAAUUACCAUUUGAACCAUAUCAUUUGAACCGCAUGUUUGAAGUCCUAGAUAUGACAAGUGUACAGGAUGCUGUGAUGUGGGCUGUUAUUAUGAUAAGCUUUUAUGCUAUGCUUAGAAAAUCACAAUUCGCUAACAAUUCAAGGACAACGUUUAACCCUAAGGAGCAGUUAACCAGAGGUGAUAUUCAAAUUACUGAGGAAGGAUUAAUUAUCGAUAUACAGUGGUCAAAAACUAGUCAAAAACAUAAAAAUAUUCACCAGAUUCCUCUUAAAAGAGUCGAGGAUUGUACUCUAUGCCCGGUACUGGCUUAUUCUAGAAUGGUAACAAUGUUGCCUGCACUACCAGGAGAACCCGCUUUUGGUCUUAGUGAUAGUAAGGGAAAGAUUUGUGCCUUUUCAAAGUCAGACAUAGACAAAAUUCUUCACAAACUCUUAGUGCGUUGUGGAAUAGACACUUCACAAUACUCGUUUCACAGCUUGCGUAGAGGCGGUGCAACUUGUGCAUCAGCUGCUGGAUGCUCAGACUCGGAAAUUUGUACAAUAGGCAAUUGGACUUCCUCUUGCUACAAGGGCUACAUCAAACACUCUACUGACAAACUGUAUUACAUUUCAAGCAAGAUGGGACUUUUUUGCAAACUUUCCAACUGA
This is a messenger RNA of Mytilus trossulus (common blue mussel), 1449 nucleotides long. RefSeq lists its product as uncharacterized. The transcript is spliced from 2 exons. The record is from RefSeq and is a predicted model, not a curated record. The coding region runs from base 442 to 1449 and encodes 335 amino acids. NCBI's taxonomy places the organism in Eukaryota, Metazoa, Mollusca, Bivalvia, Mytilida, Mytilidae. Gene Ontology annotation, molecular function: DNA binding. Gene Ontology annotation, biological process: DNA recombination; DNA integration.